Messenger RNA from Tachysurus vachellii, 1677 nucleotides. RefSeq names its product pyrin-like. The coding region runs from base 1 to 1128 and encodes 375 amino acids. The record is from RefSeq and is a predicted model, not a curated record. Gene Ontology annotation, molecular function: protein binding. NCBI's taxonomy places the organism in Eukaryota, Metazoa, Chordata, Actinopteri, Siluriformes, Bagridae. The transcript has 6 exons.
AUGAGGCAGAGUAGAUGUUCUCACAGCCGACUUGCUCUCAAACCUCUAACAGCACCUCCUCCACCUGUGCUCCACUCUCAGAUCCAGUUGGGAAAUACACAAGCAGAAGUUCAGCAGAUGAUCCAAGAGCGACUGAAGAAGAUUCAGGAGAUCAAACACUCUAUAAAACUCAAUGAAAAAACCACAGAGAAGGAGAAAACAGACUUUGUGAAGAUCUUCAGUAAUCUGAUGAGCUGCAUUGUGAGAAGCCAGGCUGAUCUGGUUAAUGUGAUGGAGGAGAAGCAGAAAGCAGCAGAGAGGCAGGCUGAAGAGUUCAUUAAAGAGCUGGAGCAGGAAAUCACUGAGCUAAAGAGGAGAAACACUGAGCUGGAGAAGCUCUCACACACUGAGGAUCACCUCCACCUUCUACAGAUUUACACGUCACUGUGCAGCCCUCCACACACCCAGGACUGGACUGAUCUCACAAUUAACACUCAUCUGAAUGUGGAGACUCUGAGGAGAGCUCUGUCUCAGCUUCAGGAAACUCUCAGAGAGGAAAUGGAGAAGAUUCCAGAGAUCAAACUGAAGAGAAUUCAACAAUAUGCAGUGGAUUUGACUCUGGAUCCUGAUACAGCUCAUCCUAAUCUCAUCCUGUCUGAUGAUGGGAAACAAGUUACAUGUGGAGACAAGAGACAGAAACUCCCUGAUAAUCCAGAGAGGUUUGAUCAUUGUGUCUAUGUGUUGGGAAAUGAGGGAUUCACCUCAGGGAGAUUUUACUAUGAGGUGCAGAUCAGAGGCACUGAUUGGGAUUUAGGAGUGGUCAUAGAGUCUGCUAACAGGAAAGGAAAUAUUACACUUAGCACUGAUGAUGGAUAUUGGUGUGUGUGGCUGAGGAAUAAUACUGAAUAUUUAGCUCUGGACUCUCCUCCUGUCUCCCUCUCCUUGAAACAGGCUCCUCAGAAGGUGGGGGUGUUUGUGGAUUAUGAGGAGGGUUUGAUCUCCUUCUAUGAUGUUGAUGCAAAAUCUCAUAUCUACUCGUUCACUGGUCAGACUUUCACUGAGAAACUUUAUCCAUUAUUCAGCCCCUGUUACAUUGACGGAGGUAAAGAUUCAGCACCACUGAUCAUCUGUCCUGUUAAUCAAAUAUAAUAUACAUUUCUAAAUUCUUCUUUAUCUCUUAAUAAAAAAAAUUAGAACAAUGUUAGUAUUAUCUUGAUUUCUUUUUUUAAAUGCGUUUAAUAAGAAUUGUAAAAAAUGAUAAAUAAAUCUGUUCUGAUGUUGGUCUCAUUAUGAUGAUCCUUCAUGUUAAUGUGAUAUAAUCCCCAGCCCUAUAACUGAUCUUCAAACCAUAUUCACCAGAAUUUAUUUUUAAUCUUUAAUAUGGGUCAGAUUUAAAAAUCCAGUAUAUUUUUUUUUAUAUUUGCAAUAAUUAAUUAAAUUAGAGGGAAAUCUUUAAACUUUUGAUCCAAAAUAAUAUCCUUAUUGAGUGAACAGUGGAUUCAUCAGUCCUAACUGGAGACUGAGAUCAAUAUACAUUCUGUAAUGUUCAAUGUUUUAAAUGUUGAUAUAUAAAAUGUGUAUCAAGACAUAAUCAGUAAAGAACUCGUUUACUUAUUUAUUUUCAGCCUGUGCAUUUAGAUACAUCAUAAUCACACACAGCAUGAAUUUAAGUAAUAAAUAAAAAAAUAACAAUAUAAA